AUGGCCAGUGGGGGCAGCGACCUCAGCACCAGGAUGUCUGCAGAAGAUGGGAACAUAGAAAACAAAUGUAUCAAUGACCUUGCACUCACAUAUUUCAAAAGAUAUAAGGUGGAUAUUUCAGACGCAAUAAAAACAACAUUUCCUUUCCUUGAACUUCUCCGUGACCGCGAAUUCAUAACCGAAGAAAUGUAUGAAAAAUCUCAAGAAUCUUUAAAAAAACGGUUUCCUGUACAUGAAGUCAUAUACGAUGUUCUCAGUGAACUGGAGAAGAAAUUUGAUAUGUCUCUUCUGGGAGCGCUGUUCAGCAAGACCAUCAUGAAGGCUUACCCCGAUUUAUUUCGCAUUUACAAAAAAUUCUACAAAGUGAUACCAGUUAUAAAAUUCCUCCUAAAAAGUGAUGGAGGAGAAGAAUAUGAGGAGAGGCCUAAUGAACAACUAAGCCUGGAACAAGAUACAGCCGCACCUGAAUGUGGACUCUUAGAGAACCGCCAUGAGACACAAGAGAUAAAUACAACUGAAACAGGUACAAACAGUGAAAAUAAGGAUGCACUAAAAAGCCAACAAGCAAAUGAACAAUGUGCCCAACAAUCGAAGACAGCAGGAGCAGAGCUACUCCACCAUGGAACCCAAACCAAUUCCUGCUCUGUAGACCCAGUGGAUGUAAAGGAGGAAAAGCCAUUUUUAAAUUCAGGAGUUAAAUGUGAAGCCCAAGCAAGGACUGACUGUAACCAGGCAUCUGACAUAAUAGUGAUCGACAGUCAGGACUUUGAAGAAUUUACUAGUGGAGAUGGACCCCCUGAAGCUUCCACCACAGCAUUGAAAAGGGAACCAGUGAUCGACAGUCAGGACUUUGAAGAAUUUACUAGUGGAGAUGGACCCCCUGAAGCUUCCACCACAGCAUUGAAAAGGGAACCAGGUACUGUGCAUCUUGGAAACAAAUCUACUUUAGAAAAAUCUGAGAGUAAAAAAAGGACAAGAGAGCACAAAGAAGAAAGUGUGAAUUUUCAACCUGAAAUAUUUCCAGUGACCUGUGGGGAGAUAAAAGGCAUGUUAUAUAUUAAGGAGUUCGAACAAGGAACCAAAAGAAAGUGUAUAAGAGGCCAGGAUGGAAAUUGGUUCACCCCUAAGGAAUUUGAAGAGAAAGCAGGCUUCGGAACCUCACAUAGUCGUUGGAAGACUCGUGUGCACAACUGUGGGUAUACCCUACAAUGGCUGAUGAAGAAGGGACUACUAGCUACCCCUCCAGCAGAACAUGGCAGGUCAAAAAAGCUGAGAAGUUCAGACGUAUGUAAGGUCUGCUGCCAUGAAGGAAAUCUCUUCUACUGUAAUACUUGUUCGAGCUUCUUUCAUGGGGACUGCCACCUCCCACCUGUGGAAACUGAGAGGAGCCCGUGGAGUUGCACCUUGUGCAGGGUGAAGGAGUUUUCAGGAAAUCAGCAAUCUGCCAGGGAAUCUGAAGUCCUGGCGAGGCUGAUGGGGCCUGAGGAGCAGCUGAAAUGUGAGUUCCUCCUCUUGAUGAUCGAAUGCUAUUCAGAGAGCAAUGUUUUUCCGAAUAUUCAACAUGAUAACUAUCGAAUAGAGAUACUACAAUGCAUGGCAGAUUUUUGGAUGCUGAAUGAAAUCAAGAAGAAGCUAAGUGAGCGGGGUUACCUCAGCGUAAUGGGGUUUAUGCAGGACGUACGCCGCAUCUUUCGGGAACACAGGGCAUCUGAAACGCACAAUAACUUUUGCUGGGGAAUGAGACUGGAGAAGCAAUUUGAGCUGAAUUUCAAGCAAGUGUUUGCUGUCCAGGAAACAGAACAAGAACAUACAACAAAAUUAAAUUAG
Molecule: messenger RNA, 1827 nt
Organism: Pipistrellus nathusii (Nathusius's pipistrelle)
Lineage: Eukaryota; Metazoa; Chordata; Mammalia; Chiroptera; Vespertilionidae
Source: the annotation of a GenBank genome assembly